This is a messenger RNA of Xiphophorus hellerii (green swordtail), 2683 nucleotides long. RefSeq names its product CDC42 small effector 1 (gene cdc42se1). NCBI's taxonomy places the organism in Eukaryota, Metazoa, Chordata, Actinopteri, Cyprinodontiformes, Poeciliidae. Gene Ontology annotation, molecular function: small GTPase binding. The transcript is spliced from 5 exons. Gene Ontology annotation, cellular component: plasma membrane. Gene Ontology annotation, biological process: regulation of Rho protein signal transduction. The record is from RefSeq and is a predicted model, not a curated record. Bases 335 to 658 code for a protein of 107 amino acids.
CACACAGAGAGAGAAAAAGGCAGAGAGUCUGUCAGAAAGCUGCAGCUGGUUCAUGAUCUCACUCCUUCAGCCGCUCAUUGCCUCCCUGCCUGCUCCUCUCCGGACGUUUGGAUUCCAACGCUUGAAUCUUCUGAGGAGUAAAUUUGAAUUAAAAUUUUCUGCCUGUGAGGAUUUUUCACCAGAGGAAAUUUGUGGAUAUCCUGAUUUUCUUUUUUUCCAAUCCGAACCACCUGGAGUCCACCUGUAGAUUUUUAUUUUUAUUAUUUAAUCUACGGUGGGGGGGUUUCAGGGUUUUACCCUCUGACUGUCUACAUUUGUGUGGCUUUUUGUCUGGAUGCCCCAGGAUUAUCCACAGACUGCAGUUCCUACUCGGGCCUGCAGGGCGGCAGCAGAGAGCAACGGCCAGCCGCUGGACAGGCAGACCGUCGGCAUGAGCGACUUCUGGCACAAGAUGGGCUGCUGCGUUGUAGCCAAGCCUCCUCCGAAGAAGAACAGGAGGAAGAUCGACCGUAGCAUGAUCGGCGCGCCGACAAACUUCAUCCACCUAACGCACAUCGGCUCCGGGGAGAUGGGAGACGGCCUGCAGCCGUCAGGGUCUGUUCAGGAGCAGAUGAGGUCUAAAGGCCCCAACAUGAACUGCAGGAACAGCCUGUUAUAGCCGGAUUGUAUUAAGUUGACUCAAACCAGCUGACUGACCUCCUCCGCACUCUGAACCUCUGAGCCUGUCCUCCAUCAUCCAGCUAACGGCUUCAUCCCAUCCUGCUGCCCUGCUGAAGUGUCACUGAUCAACAGUGGAACCCUUCUGACCUACAUUUUAAAUUCAUUGAGCAAAUGUAAUAAUCAUAAUAAUGUUUUUUGUUUCUUUCUUUUACCCUGGUCAGGUCUGAAAGUUUGUAGCCAAACAUGAAUUAUACAAAUGUUAUUUUUGGGGGGUAGAUUUGACACCAGGUCUCUCAUCAGCAUUAAAUUAGACUUUACUGUUAUUGUAUGAUCAAACAAAUCAAAUCAGGAAUAUAAGAACAACAUUUAACUGCUGGUGUUUCUAAAUUUUCAAGAUAUUUUAUUCUGCUGAACUCUUACACUGCAAAAACACAAAAACGACCAAAGUAGUUUCUAGUUCAAAUAUCUUAGUACACUUAAAAUAAGACAACACUAACUUUCAAGUAACUUUUCUUUAACUCUUUAAAAUUGGUUUCGUUGGCAGAUUAUUUCAUUUUUACCUAGGGGGAAAAAGUAAUGUUAGAAGUGAAAUAAUCAGUGGAACUAGAACUUGGUUGCUAGGUGACGGGCUUAGCUGACUGGCGUUGCUAGGUAACAGCUCAGGGCCUGUUGAUGGUGGAUCUAGUACUUUUCCAUCAAUAUUAAGAAAGUAUUGACAUAAAAUAAGCUCCCACAUCAUCCUGAAAAGUUAAUUAUAAGUUAGUUUGCUGCAUUUCAAAUGUACUAAGACAUCAGUAGAACAACAACACUUGGUAAGAUUUUGUGUUUUUGCAGUGUAUUAUUCAGCACCUGGUGUUCUGUCUACUGUUCUCCAAUGUUAAACGUCUGGUGACAUCAUUGGACUUCAUUUCCCAGAAUCCUUCAGGUUGGUCAUCACCAUCUGGGUGCUCAGUGACGACAGACUCUUGUUUUAAGGAGACAGGAAAGUCCCUUUUUUUUUUGCUACACUGGACUGCAGUGUGUGUGUGUGUGUGUGUUUGGGGGGGGGAUGUACGUGUGUGUGUGUGUUUUUAAUAUCUGAACAUUGUGGGGAACUUCAGUCAUUUUAUUUGUGGACAUUUAUGGUAAGCCUCUGUUUUUAGAGAAACACAUUUGAGGUCAUGGGACUGCAUGAUGUCAGCAGUGGCCUAUAAAAAGGUAGAAAAGAAGCGCAGACAUGUGAAUGUGUGUGUCAUAGUGUUCCCAGUUUAGUAUAAACAACCCACAUGUCUGCAAGUUCUCUUUUAAUAUUAUUUUACUCUAAAAAAGAAAUGUUCGACCCAUUCCAGUGUUGGCUUGGGACGAGAAAAAUGUUUUUCGGCCAUCACUGUUUAAGAUAUUUCUAGUAUUUUAAGACAUUUCAUGCUGCACCUGGUAGCGGAUGUAGAGUUUAACUGUUUUUUGUUGUGAGUGCUUGACUUAAAAGAAAAUCUGUGUUAUUUGUAAUUUUAUGCUGUUUUGGGGGAUUUAAUGUGUGAUAUUUGUUGAAUUUAUAUUGCUCGUUUCUCUGGUAUCUCACCCCAUCCUUAUUAUCUUAUUUUGCUUAUUUAGAUUUUUGUUUUAGAUUUUAGGCUUUUAAGUUUUUAUGUGUCAAAAUUUCUGUAUUUCCUGUCUUGAGCAAAGUUUUAAACACUUUGAGAUAUUGUGAAACUGAAACUAUUUUGAGACACUUUGAGCUACAAUAUUUACUUCAGAUGAUUUUUUUUUAAAGGAAAUAUAUUAAAUUUGUUCAGGUUUUAUGCAUUUUGGUUAAUCAGAUAGAUUAAUUACAGCACUUUGUAAGAAUAAAAUCUUGUGCAGUGCCAAAUAAAACUGUACAGUCCCUUUGAAACAAGUAUUUUUUAAUAAUUGAAAAACAUUUAUGUAAAUAUUUUAUACUUUUAUAUUUUGUACCUACAUCAAGGUCCAAACGUGUCAACAGUUCAUUAAAACACCAUAAAGACACAGAGAAGAAGAAUAAAACAAUAUGUAUAUGUUUACUGAA